Molecule: messenger RNA, 1161 nt
Organism: Fraxinus pennsylvanica
Lineage: Eukaryota; Viridiplantae; Streptophyta; Magnoliopsida; Lamiales; Oleaceae
Source: the annotation of a GenBank genome assembly
AUGGCAGCUCGUUUGUUGUCGUACGAGGUAGCUGACCUCUGUCUUGGGAAGCCGCCGGUUCCGUCCCUCUCCAUCUCCGCCACAAUCGGCGACGCCGUGGCCACUCUCAAGGGUUCUGAGGAUAAUUUCAUCAGUGUAUGGAGCUGUGAUCACUCAAAGAGCAAUUUAAACAGUAAUGACUGUUUUUGUAUUUCCAAAAUCUGUAUGGUUGAUAUAAUUUGUUACCUUUGUAAAGAAGAGAAUUUGUUAUCUCUAUCUAUGGUUCUUCAAUCUCCUGUUUCUGUUUUGCUGUCAAAAGUUAAGGGACUGGUUAGGCACGUGGAACCCUCUUCUAGUUUACUUGAAGUGAUUGAUCUGAUGCUCCAAGGUACUCAAAAUCUCGUUGUACCCAUAAGGAGCAAUUCAAAAAGAAAACAACUACAAAAAUCUUCAUCAACAAUUCACAACGGCUGUGAAUUCUGUUGGCUAACACAAGAAGAUGUGAUUAGAUUCCUUCUCUGUUCAAUUGGUCUAUUCUCUCCAAUUCCGACGAUUUCGAUAGACACUCUUGGCAUAAUAAGCACUGAUUUCUUGGCCAUUGGUUACCAUUCCCCGGCAGCUUCGGCCGUGGGGGCCAUUUCUCGCUCUCUCGUGGAUCAAACUUCAGUGGCAGUGGUUGAUGACGAUGGGAUUUUGAUUGGUGAGAUCUCUCCAUCCACCCUAGCCACCUGUGGCGUGGCGGUGACGUCCGCCAUAGCUACCCUCUCGGCAGGAGACCUCAUCGCCUACAUUGACUGUGGAGGUCCCCCCGUGGAAAUCUCGAGGGAUGUUGAGGCAAGAUUGAAGAAGAGAAAUUUAGAGAAAAUGUUGGACAAAUUCAUGACCAUUACUUGUGAGCCUCAUAUACCUUCAUCAGACGAUGACUUGCCAUCCCCAAGGACAACAAUGAGGCCGAAGUCAGGGCGAUAUAGCAGAUCGAGCAGCUACUCGGCACGAAUGGUGAGAAGGGCAGAGGCAAUAGUGUGCCAUCCGGGAAGUUCUUUGGUGGCAGUGAUGGUACAGGCCAUUUCACAUCGAGUUAAUUAUGUUUGGGUUAUUGAAGAUGACUGCAGUGUAGUUGGAAUUGUCACAUUUUUUAACAUGUUAGAAAUUUUUCGAGAAAAUUUAGAAUCUGUCAUCUGA